GCCUGGGCGGCGGCCGGGGCGAGCGAGUGCGUUGGAGCGGGAGGAGGGGGGAGAGGAGGAGGUGGCGGCGCGGCUGCUCCGGACUGGGCCUCCGAUCCGAUCCGGCUACCUGUGGCCCAGGGAGGGCGCCUGUGCCGAGAGCGGAGCGGGAUUCUCGGAACCACAGACUCAGCCGGACAGUGGGUGCCGAACCGGGGCCGGACUUGGGGCUCCCGAGGCGAGCGAGCCGGCUGCAGAGAGCGGCAGCGCGCGGGCAGGAGGGUCUCCGAGGGGUGUCGGGGAAGGCGAACCCUGUUCCCACGCCCCCACGCUCCCUAAAAAAGGACGACGCUAAGCCCAGGAUGCUUCGCUCCCGCUCCCUGGACGCCCCAACGCUGGGCGAAUUUGCUGCCCAUUCUGGCCGGAUGCCGGCGCGCGCGUUGAAGCCGGCGGGCUGACACCCUCCGCGCCAGCCCGGAGCCCCUGGCCCCGCCCACUCCCGCUGGGGACCCCGGGAGGGGCGGAGCAGGCUUUCCAUUGGGAGGCUGCGCCCCACUCCGCCCUCCGCCCGCCCCUCAGGGUUGCUGUAAACACGAGCCCCUGGGGGCGUGCUUGGCCGCGCCGCUCCUCGCCGGUCUCCACCCGCUGCACACAGCCCUCAGGCCCUUCUCUCCCGCUUCCCACCUGCGCCAGGUGACUCGCAGGGCUGCAGCCAUGGUUCAGCAGGCGCUCUUCCGGGCGCUGGUGUCCACCAAGUGGCUGGCGGAGUCGGUUCGGAAUGGCAAGGUGGGGCCCAGCCUGCGGGUGCUGGACGCGUCCUGGUACUCACCCGGCACCCGGGACGCGCGCAAAGAGUACCUGGAGCGCCACGUGCCCGGCGCCUCCUUCUUCGAUAUAGAGGAGUGCCGGGACAACGCGUCCCGCUUCGAGAUGAUGCUGCCCAGCGAGGCUGGCUUUGCCGACUACGUGGGCCGCCUGGGCAUCAGCAACAGCACGCACGUGGUGGUGUACGACGGGGACCAUCUGGGCAGCUUCUACGCCCCGCGGGUCUGGUGGAUGUUCCGCGUGUUCGGCCACCACACCGUGUCGGUGCUCAACGGCGGCUUCCGGAACUGGCUGAAGGAGGGCCACCCGGUGACCGCCGAGCCCGCGCGGCCGGAGCCCGCCGUCUUCAAAGCCUCCCUGGACCGCGCCCUGCUGAGCACCUACGAGCAGGUGCUGGAGAACCUCCAAUCUAAGAGGUCCCAGCUGGUGGAUUCGCGGCCCCGAGGGCGGUACCUGGGCACCGAGCCCGAGCCGGACGCCGUCGGACUGGAGUCCGGCCACAUCCGCGGUGCCCUCAACAUGCCGUUCACCGAGUUCAUGACAGAGGACGGCUUCGAGAGGAGCCCGGGGGAGCUCCAGGCCAUGUUCCAGGCUAAGGAGGUGGACCUGGCCCGGCCCAUCAUUGCCACGUGCCGGAAGGGCGUCACCGCCUGCCACGUCGCCCUGGCCGCCUACCUGUGUGGCAAGCCCGACGUGGCCAUCUACGACGGCUCCUGGUUCGAGUGGUUCCACCGGGGGCCCCGGGAGACAUUUGUGUCCCAGGGGAAGCCCUGAGCCCCCCCCCCAACCCGGCGCUCCAUGCAUUUCAGCUCGCCAUCCGUGUGGGCCGUCGCCUCCCCAGCACGCCGGAAUAAACGUAUUUGAG
This is a messenger RNA of Condylura cristata (star-nosed mole), 1669 nucleotides long. It is a transcript of the gene TST, whose product is annotated as thiosulfate sulfurtransferase (rhodanese). The coding region runs from base 694 to 1578 and encodes 294 amino acids. The record is from RefSeq and is a predicted model, not a curated record. Lineage: Eukaryota; Metazoa; Chordata; Mammalia; Eulipotyphla; Talpidae. The transcript has 2 exons. Gene Ontology annotation, molecular function: thiosulfate-cyanide sulfurtransferase activity. Gene Ontology annotation, biological process: transsulfuration. Gene Ontology annotation, cellular component: mitochondrion.